CCCCGUCAAAACGUGCCUGUGAUGUCACUGCCGCGAGGGUUGCUGUGCUCGUACUAAUCUCAGUCUCUGCCAGAGUGAGAGAGAUUCACGAGGAGAAUGGACGGAGCGCCGAGUGUCCUAAUGGAUAAUCGGUGUGUUUUCUGAUUCGGAGUGUGAAAUCUCAUCUCCGUUGUCACUUGCUGUUCUGCGUAUACUGGACUAUGCUAUGAGGACAGGACACAGCGAUGACUGAUGUGGAACCCGUUGUCACAGACUUUGCAGCGACAGGACGGACGGGCCGGCGCAAUGCCAUGCCCGACAUUUUAGGCGCCAACACCGGGGACGGAGCGACGGACGUUCAGGAGAAACUAGCCGAGUUGUCUGUCUCCGAUGACGGAAAUGAAGGAGGCGAGGGCUCAUCCUCCUGCAACCCCCCCAAGGAGGAGGAGAAGAAGGAGGGCUCCUAACCAGCUCGCCCCCCUCUGCCUCCACCUGCACCUCCUCCUCUGCCCCCGCCAUGGCCGGGAGAUGAGGUCAAACAGCGUCCCAGGGAGCCUGGACCUCACUCGGCCCGCAGCCUGCCCCCUUGACUGCCCCACACCCAACCACGCAGACCAGACAACUGUUACCAUCGGAGCCGGGCUAUGCAACACCAGGACACCUCGGACGUACUCCGACACGGCAGGAUGACGGCCGAUGAGACGGAAGAGAUCACGCUGUCUUUCAGAGGGACAGUGGACAAAGUGUGCUGUUCUUCAGACUGUCCUAAGCAGAGAUGAUCUGCCAGUCUCUUAUUGGUGGAUGAUAUAUCCCUCAUUCACUUGGUCAGUGUACGCAUUAACAAGCAGUAAGAAAAAAGACGCUUACACAGAAAUAGUGGGCUAUUAAAUGCAUUCAAGAAACCAACGUAACUUUUGUUUAAUUCCUUUUUCUUUUCUGCUUUUUCCUUGAGUGUGAGUGGGUGUGGAGAAAUGAAAGGGACCUCCUCCUUCUUAUUUCUUUUCUUUUUCAGGAGUUGCCAUGACAACAUUUUCCUUCAUAGAAUGUUGACUUGUAGUUGCAGGAAUGUCUCUUUUUUGCACAACAGAAGAAUAAACAUUCCAUUUUGGUGAUGUAAAACAGUUUUUAAAUCUUCAAUCUGUGGUUGAUUAGUGCACCACAUUAUCUUAUGUGUGUUUUAUACUGUAAAAUAUGCAUUAUAACCACUAAGUGAGAGAUGGAACAGGAAAUUAUUUGAAAAGGUGGUCUUUUUUGGUCUGUAAAUAGAGAAUUGUGCAUUCUUGUUUGCCAGCCUUGAAAGGAAUACAUUUCCUUGUCCAUUUAUGCUGAAAUGUUAUACUCUGUGUUACUAUGACUGACGGCUGUCCAACGUACUAUUGUAAACCUUAGUUUUGCUCAAUGGACUGGUUAGUGUGAAACUGGUUGUCUUUGUCAAUUGUUCUUCUUUUUCUCAGUGAUGUGAUCAUCAGUGUAAGACCCUGUUAACAUCAUAAUAUUUCAAGCAAGCAAAAUUCUGUUAAUUUCCAAAUUCAGCUUUCCCCACCUUAAAGGUCAAUUCCCACUUGCACAUUUUGAGUCAUCCUGUUUACUGUAUGCUGUAUGCCAUGAAAAAAAUAAAUCCUAUACCUAGUUUU
Molecule: messenger RNA, 1613 nt
Organism: Alosa sapidissima (American shad)
Lineage: Eukaryota; Metazoa; Chordata; Actinopteri; Clupeiformes; Clupeidae
Gene: pkib
Product: protein kinase (cAMP-dependent, catalytic) inhibitor beta
Exons: 3
Coding region: 225-446 (73 amino acids)
Biological process (GO): negative regulation of cAMP-dependent protein kinase activity
Cellular component (GO): cytoplasm; nucleus
Molecular function (GO): cAMP-dependent protein kinase inhibitor activity
Source: RefSeq, a predicted model, not a curated record